AUGAUUUUACGAGUAAAGAAAAUUGUAACAAAAGUAUUAAUAAUAGCAGUUUUGUUGCUGAAUGUUAAUUAUGGGUUAGGACAAGGCAUAAGAAAGGGAGAUGGAUUAUGCCCGCCACAAGACACAAUUUUGCCAUGUCGAUGUUCGAGUCGUUCUAAUGAGAUUCAGAUAUGGUGCUCACACAGUGACUUACCUCGCGUCCUCGGAGGACUCAAAAACGUAGCAAAAGUAAUUCGUCGUCCCAUCGACGAGCUAAUUUUAGAGAAUAACUACCUGCCUUCGCUUCCGGGUCGAGCGUUUUCGCCCCUCAAAGUCUUGCGUCUCAUGUUACGUCACAACGGGCUCGAACGCUUAUCGGGCGGAUGGCUUGUCGAUUUGGAAAACAGUCUAGUCGAAGUUUAUAUCGUUGAACGUGAACUCCGUUCCUUGCCCAUCGACAGUCUCUUUGGCAUGCACAAACUCGAAGCGAUCACAAUUCAAAGCGAAAAUCUCAAACGAGCUCCCGACUUUUCGGGAUUGGCAAAACUUCGGUAUAUCAACAUCCAAAGUACCGCUCUACUCGACCUCACGAGUCAAGGAUUUCGUGAUUUGAUGAAUUUAGAGACGGUUCACAUCACAAAAUCACGAAAUUUGAACAGGCUCGAGGCGGGAUUGUUCCAAGAUUUGCCCCGAUUGACGCAUAUCGAUUUGUCGGACAACGGGAUAAAUUGGUUGCAUUUGCGAGCGAUGGUAGGACUUCCUUCUUUGCGAACUUUGGAGCUUAGCGGGAACAGAAUUAACAACGCCGGGAUGGUUGGAAGGUCAAUUAAGGACUUGUCGAACUUGGAAGUUGUCAAAUUAGACCAUAACACGAUCACAAUUUUAACUGAGGGCAGUUUUGUCGAUUUGCAUGGCUUAAAGGAAAUUUAUUUGAACGACAACGCGAUCACGGAAAUCUUCCAUGGAGCUUUUCAUCGAACGCCAAAGCUGAAAAUCGUUCAUUUGGAGAAUAAUUUCAUCCAAAGAAUCCAUCCAGAGUCAUUUUUGCAACUUUCGGGCAGCGGAGUUGAGACUGUUCAUCUCGAAAAUAACGCAAUUGACCGAAUUGAAGAGCUCCGGUCACUCCUGGAUACGCUCCCGAUGUUGCGAUUUUUGGAUAUGAGCGACAAUCGCAUUGCUGAUGUCCCUUACGGAGCUCUACGGGGUCAUGGAACGCUUGAACAGCUCUAUUUGGACAAUAAUAUCAUCAGAAUUAUCGAAAGGGAUGCUUUUAUGGCGAUGCCCGGAUUACGUGAACUGCGGUUGAGGAAUAAUACGCUUUCAGAUCUGCUUCCGAUGCCUUUUUGGAAUUUGCCCGGAUUGAAAGGUCUGGAUUUGUCGUAUAAUCGGUUUAGGAGGUUGGAUAGUUAUUUGCUUACGGGACUUCCGUCACUGCGGAGAUUGGAUAUUAGUGGGAAUAAUUUGGCAAGUAUCGAUCCGGCGGCGUUCGUGAAGACUCCGAUGUUGGAAACGUUGAAUAUUUCGAGAAAUGCGCUUGUGCAUAUUCAUCCAGCGACGUUGAGGGAUUUGGAUAGAUUAUUCGAAAUCGACGCCGGCUACAACCAACUUCCCGACAUGAUCCCCGGAUUACCCGGCGCCGUCGAACGUGUCAUUUUAAACAACAAUCAACUUCACAACUUACCUUUACCGCCUUCGAGCUUGAUGGAUUUACCGAGUUUGCGAAUGCUUGACAUCAGCGGCAACAAAAUCGAUCGAAUCCCGCGUUCAAUUUUCCGCACAACGCCCCAACUGAGAAUUUUAAAUCUCGCCGAAAAUCAUCUUCAGAGCUUGGAUGACGACAUGUUUGCUGGUUUGGAAAAAUUGGAGCGGCUCAAUUUGCAAGACAAUCGCGUUGUGAGCAUUCACGAUCGCAGUACGGAGCCUUUGAAAAAUUUACGGGAAAUAAAUUUGCAAGGAAAUCGCGUCGAAUUGCUCAUCGAUCAUGUUUUCUCGGAGUCGCAAAAAUUGGAAAGAGCGGAUUUUUCGCGGAAUAACAUCGUCGAAAUUGCUCCCGAUGCGUUCAGAAGGUCGAAAGCGAUGAAAGUUUUGGAUGUCAGUAGCAAUAAUUUGCGAGAAAUUCCCGAAAGUUUGAGUUAUUUGGAGGAAUUGAAGGAGCUCGAUGUCAGUUUUAAUCAAUUAACGGACUUAAAACCGAGUAUCGUCGCUGCAUGGCGAAAUUUAGAGGAAUUAAGAGCUUCCAACAAUAAAUUGCCCGUUUUAGAACACGGCUCUUUCCGAAAUUUACCAUUUUUGCAAUAUCUGGAUUUGUCAAGUAACGAAUUGGAACAAAUUCAACCGGGAGCUUUUCGAAGUUUGCCCGAAUUGCAAGAAGUUGUGUUGGCUGACAAUAAAUUGGUUGAGUUGCCUGAUCGAGCGUUUGAGGAUUUGCCAAAUUUACAGGCAAUUCAUUUGCAACAAAAUGUGCUUCAAGGAAUUGCUCCUCAUGCUUUUCAUAGAUCGCCGUCGAUUGUUUAUCUGAAUUUAUCUUCGAAUAAUAUUAAAAAUAUGGAAAAUACGGGAUUACGAGGCGCGAGAAAUUUGGAAGUUUUGGAUUUGUCAAAUAAUGAGAUUAGAAGAGUUGCGGGUACGCCUCUUAGAGGUUUGGAUUGGUUGGUUGAAUUGAAAUUAGAUAAUAAUAGGAUUUGUGGAAUUAAGGGAGAACCAUUCCAAUCGAUGCCCCGUCUACGAGUUUUGAGUCUCAGAAAUAACCGAAUGACGAUCAUACCUGAAAGAACUUUCCGAAGCAUUCGCAGUAACAUCGCAAUUUUAGACGUUGAUGGAAAUCCCCUUGAAUGCUCCUGCGACAUGCUAUGGCUCCGUUCAUGGCUCCAAGAAACAGAAAAUCACUAUCCCGGUCCUCGUUGUCGCGAUGGCAGCAUGUUACGUGAAAUGCGUUUAUCCCGAAGCGAAUGUUCUCUGCCCGACACUCGCGACAACAACAAUUUACAACUCACGAACGAUCAUGGCGACACAUUUUCCGCAGAUUCGAACAACAUAAAUCGCCAAUCUCCCGAUUUCGAUCAAUGUGAACUCGAAAAUAUCGAAAGUUAUCACAACAAUUUACCGCCAUCGCCUGAGGAAAGUGAUUAUUUUUACGAUCAGUACGUGGAUUAUCCAAACGAGAUUAACGAAACGUUCCUUGCGACAAGCAAUCAUUCGGCUCCCGUGAAUUUAAUUAACGGCGGAAGACCAAAUAACGCGGGAAAUUUACCAAAUAAGGGCGAAACUGACUUCAAUAAGAACAAAUUUAAUAAUUUUGGUCGACCUCCGUUGCCGCCGCAAAAUAAUUCCCCAUUUACGUUCUUCGGAGUUCCCAUCCCGAGCAUCAAUAACAUCUUCGGGACAGGUCGAAAUGGGAAUCAGCGCGAUGUAAAAGCCGCAAAUGGCGGAAAUGGCAGCACGCGAGGCCGUGGAAGAGUUCAAGUUUACCGCCCGGGCGAUUUUAAUCACAAAACGAGUGCAAAACCCUCCGAACAAGCGACGGAAAAUUACAAAGAUCAAACCGGGCAAGAUACAAAAGACCAUCGCCCGCCCUCGGAUAACAAUUUAUUCCAUCGCCCGUAUUUCCAGACGCCAUUUUUACCUCCCAACGUCGAAAAAGGCGGUUUCCAUCCCAUGAUCCCGAACAGCGAAAAGGGUUUCAAGCCCAUUUCCGUGCCCACGAACGACUCCAAAGCGGAAGAAACCCCGAAAAAUGCAGCAGUUACGAAACCUCCCGUGCAACGAGGCACCGAUUGGCCCGACGACUUUCACGAAAAAGUCCCUCUGAUCACGGAAAAACCCAAAAUUAACCCAACUACCAUCCCGCGAUACGAAAAUCGUAACAAACAAAAUUCCGUGGAAGCGGAGGAACUCGAGACUGAAGCUCCGGUCACGCCAAAAAUUGUAAUUCCGGGAUGGACUGAAGCUCCAGUGGCGGAAAAAACGACUUUUAAACCCGAUUUUGACACAAAUAGCGACGAAAAUUUGUCAAAAUAUGAAGAAACGAGUCUCGGCACGACGCAAAAGCCGCGCGAAGAAAAUAUUUCGGAAAAUUUGAGUCCCGUCAAUAACGCAGAUGCCUCGGUUGAGGAUCAAAAUUACAAAAUUUCGCACAAAGAAGAGUAUUACGGCAACAAAAAUGACAAUCCGAGUCUUUUGUCGGCUCUCGUAGCGCCGGGAGCUCAACAAGGCAUCUACCGCAAGUCGACAAUUGAAAAAGUUUAUGGCGGAAAUAAUUUGCAGCCGACUCACGAUCGUUUGAGUAAUUCAACGGGAAAUGUCGAAGAAAUUCGCGGAACGACAGCGAGAUCUGCGACAAGCACAACGGAGCGAAAUGUCGUUUACGACAACGAUUUUGGGGGAUCGCAUUCGAAUGAAGUUGUGACAAAGGCGACUUUUGAUACGUACGAUGAGGAACCAGCGACACGGAGAGACGGCAUGGAUUGGUAUUACAAAAUGUACAAUCACACGGGAGAUUAUGUCGAACAAAGACCGAGUUAUGGAUAUGAGCCUGGAUUGAAUAGUUUGCAGGAUUCCAGUUCGAGUGUUAAGAGGAAAAGUAGUUUAGUUGUCGUUGUUUUAAUUUUAAAGCAAUUCUGA
Culicoides brevitarsis is the source of this 4599-nucleotide messenger RNA. RefSeq names its product protein artichoke (gene atk). The record is from RefSeq and is a predicted model, not a curated record. The coding region runs from base 1 to 4599 and encodes 1532 amino acids. Gene Ontology annotation, molecular function: protein binding. Lineage: Eukaryota; Metazoa; Arthropoda; Insecta; Diptera; Ceratopogonidae. The transcript is spliced from 7 exons.